CUCAAGCGAGCGUUUUCACCGCUUGCAUGCUAUGCUGGGGCCAUGUUCCAUGCUGAAGGCAGCCAUGGCCCGGCGCCAUGCCCACCUGCAACUCCGUCUGCUUUGCGGGCAAGAGGAGAAGUUUCUGGUCCAAAGGCUUUAGUUGGAGCAUGGAGUGUUGCAAAUUUCGGAAAGGGCGACGAAAAUCAGGACGCGUUUUGCACCUCGUGCAGCGAAAGCGGAACAAAAUGUUUCGUUGGCGUUUUUGAUGGCCACGGAAACCAUGGCAAAACAAUGUCCCACUUCGCCAAGCAAGCUUUGAGCAAGAGCUUGUUCAGCAACAUUGACAUUCACACGGAGCCGGUCGACGCCAUCCAGGCCGCAUUUCGUGACACACAGGAGAAAAUCGAGAAGGAACACCGCCACCACGCUGAACUGUCUGGCACGACAGCCAUCACAGCUUAUCAGCACCGCAACCGCUUGGUAGUUGCCAACGUUGGUGACUCAAGGGCUGUUCUGGGACGGUGUAGCACGCCUGCUCGUCAGACUGUGUCUGCGGUAGAGCUUUCAAUUGACCAGAAGCCAGCUCGUCCUGAUGAACGCCAGAGAAUAAUCGCGGCAGGUGGCACAGUUGAUCAAAUGGCCAUUCCGGUGGUGCAGCGAGGUGGUGUGAGAUGGAUCAGGGCAGGCCCCGAAAGGGUCAUGGACAAGCAAGGGAUGGGUGGUUUGGCAAUGUCGCGCGCGCUUGGUGACCUCAGGCUACAUCCUUACGUGAUUUCUCAGCCAGAGGUUGUUGAGCGCAAGUUGGAUAGCCGAGACAAGGUGCUGGUUUUGGCGUCUGACGGUGUUUGGGACCAUAUCAGCUCACAAGAGGCAGUAGACAUUGCAGGAAAAUUUGAUGAUCCCAAAGCAGCAGCUCGCGAAAUCACUGGAAUUGCACGUCACCGUUGGCAGAUUGCGACUGAGGGCCAGAUGUCUGACGACAUAACAGCAGUUGUCGUUCGCUUGAACGCAGUUGGGGAGCCAAGUAUAAGUGCAUCUUCUUCGGCGCCAGUGACUGCAUUGAAAGAUCCUGCUCAAAUGCGGAGGACAAGCGUGCUGACAUCGCUUUUUGGAGGGCCACCACAGCGCCGCGGGGGCAGGAUCGAGGCUGGUCGGCAAGAUGUAAGGAAGCCAGCAUCACCGGCUUUCGCUUUGCCAUCACAUCCGAAUGGUCUACGCUUGCCAGAGUGCCCACGCGUGUCCGGCAAGACUCGUUCUAUCACUGCAUCAGGCCGCAGAUCUGAUGCUCCGGUCUCCACCGGCUUGAGGCCAGUUUCAACAGGAGGUCCAACUCAGCGAUUGGUUCUGGACACACUUCCACCUCCAGGGCAUCGGAACGGCCUCCUUUGAGGCAAACUGUUUGACCCAUCAUAUUGUCAGUAGCAGGUCAAUUAGUUUAAUUGACAAGACUUGAUCUCACGUCUCCUUGGGAAGCGGAGGAGGGCCGAAAGAUAGGCUGGAAUAAGGAUUGUAAAUAGUAUCGGUUAGCUGCUGUCUCCGUGUCCCAGACUCCCAGACCAAAGCCACCAUUAUUUGUCUUUGAGAGGCGAUCUGCCAGUUUGGACAUCAUGUGUCACAAUUUGCAGUAGACAUGCGCAUGCCUGCAGCUGAGUUUCCAAAGCGGACACAUCACGAAGGAAAAAGA
Messenger RNA from Durusdinium trenchii, 1666 nucleotides. The record is from the annotation of a GenBank genome assembly. NCBI's taxonomy places the organism in Eukaryota, Dinophyceae, Suessiales, Symbiodiniaceae.